Dermatophagoides farinae (American house dust mite) is the source of this 1690-nucleotide messenger RNA. Its product is annotated as stAR-related lipid transfer protein 7, mitochondrial. Gene Ontology annotation, molecular function: lipid binding. The record is from RefSeq and is a predicted model, not a curated record. NCBI's taxonomy places the organism in Eukaryota, Metazoa, Arthropoda, Arachnida, Sarcoptiformes, Pyroglyphidae.
UGCGUAUGCAUUUUUGUACAUUGAUUUUUGUUUGCCAAAAAAAAGUGUGUUUUAAUCAUAAUCAUCACAAUCAUCAUCAUUAUGAAUCAAUGCCGGCAACAUGUUUCUAUCGGGAAAAUUAUCAAUCAAUAUGUUUAGGUUUUUUAUGACGGCGAAACAAACACCAAAAAAUAUUAAAAUCUUUCAAAAUUCGAAUUUCCGUACACAAUCAUCAUCAUCAUCAUCAAAGCCAUUAAAACAAUAUAGCGAUUGGUAUGGAAAAUUAUCGCAAAACGAUACUAAACUAUUCCGGUGGCUGGCCAAGACAACAUUAAUUAAAGAACGAAUCUACGAUAAUCUAAUUGUAUUUACACGAAUAUUGCAUGUGCAAAGCAAUGUUUACUUAACAUUACAGAUACGUCGAAUUGCUCAACUUUGUCAUCUAUAUCGUCGAUUAUAUUCACCAAGUGAAUUUCAACUUGUUAUUAAUAAUUUAAAAUUUUUUAAAUUUCUUUCACAUGAAUAUCGAAAUUAUUGGAAAAAAUAUUUUCUUCAACGUCUGGUUCUGUUUAGUUAUGCUGUUUGUUGUGCAUAUAAUUGGGAAGAACGUAUCAAUGAUAAUGAAUUUGAUGAACUAAUACAAGAUUUCAUUCACAAUUAUGAACAAAAUCAGGUGGAAAAAGAAUCAAAUGUUAAAGUGAAUCGUUCAAAUGAUGAUGAUGAUGAUCGCUGUGUAUUACAAGAUAAUGGUGAUACAUCAUUUAUGGUAGUGAAUUGUAUGGAAGCUGAUAACAGUAGUGUCAUAACCGAAUGGGAAGAGAUAAUAAAACGUGAAAAUUUUCAUGUUUUACGUAAAUCUAUCAAUAAUAGUGCCCUUUAUCAAUAUAAAGUGUUUGGUUCAUUCGAUGAUAUAUCGGCAUAUUCAUUCUAUUCCGUACAAAAGGAUUUAGAUUAUCGUAAAAAAUGGGAUAAACUUGUCAUUAAAUUAGAUGUUGUCGAUGUUGAAUCGACAAAACCUAAAACGGUUUCAAAACGUCAUCGUUUAUAUGAUACGGGUAAUGAAUUGAUUCAUUGGAUUAUGAAAUAUCCGUAUCCAAUGAUGAAUCGUGAAUAUCUCUAUAUACGACGAUCGAUAAUUGAUUUUCAACGAAAUUUUAUUGUUCUUAUAUCACGUUCGGUAACAAAUUCUAAUAUAACCGAAAGUCAAGAACAGGUCCGUGUUUACAAUUACAUGUCACAUAUGGUCAUUAGACCAUAUGAAAGUUUUGAUAAACCUGGUUUUGAAUUUAUGUUGACAUAUUUUGAUGAUCCACGUGCUUCAUUUCCAUCACCAGCGUAUGCAUGGAUGGCAGCCAGAGGUGUACCAGAAUUUGUUGAAAAAUUACAUCAAGCUGCAUUGAAAUUUGCAAAUGAAAAACCGAUGGAAAAUAUAUUUCAUCAAUUUACUAUUGUUGAUCAAGACGAUGAUGAUGAUGAUGAUGAUAAUGAUGAAACAUUCGUGAUUAACAAAUUUGAAACACCAAAUGAAGAUGAAAUUACUAACGGAUCGGAAACAGCGGCCACAAAGCUGAAUAAAGAUAAAAUUAACAAGAAAAAUUUCCUAGCCAGAUUACCCGAACCUAUUGUUGAUUUUGAUUCUCUUAUUUGGAAUUAGUCAUUACAGAGAGAGAAAGAGAGAAUGUGUCAAUAAAUUGUUUUUUUUUAUUUUUUA